This is a messenger RNA of Chlorocebus sabaeus (green monkey), 768 nucleotides long. RefSeq names its product TBC1 domain family member 28 (gene TBC1D28). Lineage: Eukaryota; Metazoa; Chordata; Mammalia; Primates; Cercopithecidae. Gene Ontology annotation, molecular function: GTPase activator activity; small GTPase binding. Gene Ontology annotation, biological process: regulation of GTPase activity. The record is from RefSeq and is a predicted model, not a curated record.
AUGGAGAUGGAUGAGGACCCAGAUACCCUGCCUGCCCAGGGGCAUGGCAACAUCAUCAUUACCAAGUAUGAGCAGGGACACGGAGCUGGGGCAGCAAUGGACAUGAGGCAUAAGCAGGUUGACAUCGGGAAAUACACCAAUCACCUUGGGAUUGUGCAUGAGACGGAGCUGCCCCCUGUCAGUGCCCGGGAGGUGAAGCAAAGACGUAAGGAAAGUAAAUGUACCAACAAGUGACGGAAGAUGCUUGCAGACUGAACAAAAUAUAGGAGCAGCAAGAAGCUUUUUCAAAGAGUGAACGAAGGCAUUCUCCUGGCGGUGCAGGGCCAGGCAUGGUCACUCCUGCUGGAUACUGACAAAGUCAAGUCCCAGAACCCAGGGAACUAUAAGGUCAUGAAGGAGAAGGGCAAGAGAUCCUCCAGGAUCACCCACCGCAUCGAGCUAGAUUUCAGCAGCACCCUACAGAACCACAUGACGUUCAUACAAAGAUCUGGAGUCAAGCAGCAGGAAUUAUGUGACAUCCUCGUGGCCUAUUCUGCAUAUAACCCUGAGGUGGGCUACCACAGGGACCUGAGCCACGUCACCGCCAUCCUCCUCCUGUAUCUGCCAGAGGAAGACGCUUUCUGGGCACUGACCCAGCUGCUGGCCGGUGAGAGGUACUCCCUGCAGGGUAGGUGGACAGCUUAUUCUACAGCCCAAAUACUGCCCAGCUCGAGAGGCUCCUAUUGCACCAGGAGCAGGUGUUGCACAAGUCCUUCCUGAAGAUCAUGA